This is a messenger RNA of Salvia hispanica, 3092 nucleotides long. Its product is annotated as ubiquitin carboxyl-terminal hydrolase 15-like. Gene Ontology annotation, molecular function: cysteine-type deubiquitinase activity. Gene Ontology annotation, biological process: protein deubiquitination. The record is from RefSeq and is a predicted model, not a curated record. Gene Ontology annotation, cellular component: nucleus; cytosol. Lineage: Eukaryota; Viridiplantae; Streptophyta; Magnoliopsida; Lamiales; Lamiaceae.
CAACUGAACAAGGCUCAAGUGAGAAACUGGUUUGCUGCUAUGAAAGAAAGACUCAUUUAACUCUGAUAUUUUAUUCUUUUCCUACAAAUUGAGAACCGAAGAAAUGGAGUUCCUACAUUGAAGCUUAACAGAUGGUUAUUCGUGCUACAUAUCGUGGGUAAUCAACCUGAUCUUUAAAGGGACUGAGUUGUAGCUAAGGAAUUUCGUUGUUUGAAGAACACCAUUUGUUGCAGUUACACUGGACAUGAGUAUGAUUGAUAGGACAUGCUUGAGCCAAGGGAAACUGAUAUACCGGCUUUGUUUCUCGUCUUUGUUCUCCUUCCCCUGCUUACCUAUUUCAUACUAGGAAAAUGUAGUGAGACAUCCAGAAGAAAGGAGAUGAUAAGUUUGAUUGCUAGUGGAGCAGCUGAGGAAGCUCUGCAAGUCGACCAUAUGGCUGUUGGUAGUAUUAUGCCUGCAGUACAUAUGCCAAACAGUGUGAUUCAUCAAUGUGCAAGAUGCUUCGGCCCAGCUGGGACCCGUUGCUCACAAUGCAAGUCUGUUUGGUAUUGUUCCGGAAGGUGUCAGAUCGAUCAUUGGAGGAAUGUUCACAAGCUUGAGUGCCAGCAAUUGGGAAAAGACUGUCUUAGAUCAUCCCUUAAGUGUGGUGCGGAGGAAGUAUCUCGUGCGAGGGUGUUGUGUGGUGAAACUACCGAACAAUGUGCCUCCCAAUACAAAGUCCCGCUUCCUAGCAUUAAUGGUGCCUCUUCAAAGGACUUUGUGUUGCAUCCUCUAACUGCACUGGCUCCUCCAACUACGUCAGGCAUGGGACUAAGUGUAUCUGAGAAAUCUAUCAUUAAUCAACGAUCUGAAGUAAUUGGCGCAUUUCUUACUGGCCAGAUAGACUCCUCGAAAACAGUAGGCGGCGGUGAAGUCUGUGGCAGUAGUUUCACUCUCCCUAUUUUUUCUCAGCCAUCAGAAGAUCCUUAUCUGAGAGAAGGUAACUUUUCCCUCUCAGAAUGUCAUGCUAACAGUCCUCGUGCACCCAAGGAUGGAGCUGAUAGGGUAGAAAUAGAAUGUGGAAAUGCAUUAGAUGGUGGGAUAGUGAACUCGUCAACCGUGGCAAUUAGUGGCACAAAGACUCAUGAGACUCAAGCUCAAAUGACCUUGAGACAAGAUAAAUACCCAUCUCAGAGAAAGAUCCCCUGCACUGAUGAGACCAAAGGCUUGAAUUGCUCUUCUGAAAGGACUACAAUGAAAAGGAGUUGCAAAUCUAAAGUAGUUUCACAUUCUAACGGAAUCGAGCAGCUUAAAUAUCAAAAAUCAAGAAUGACUGUAUCGAAAGAACAACUGUCUUCAGAUGCAGAACCAAAAACUCAAACUGCAAGGGAGUCAGGAGCUACCACUACAAAGGACAACUUCCCCUUGCAGGAAAGUAACCGAGUAGCAAACAUGGACUUGACGAGGACAAAGGGUAUGAAGAAGUCAGCAAAAGUUGACAAUCAUCAACAAUUAGAAGAUAGCACAAUUAAGAAAAGAAAAGUUAACAUGAUUUUCCCCUAUGAAGAAUUUGUGAAGUGCUUUCAGUAUGAAACGUUCAACGUGAGUCCUAGAGGGCUUCUAAAUUGUGGGAAUAGCUGUUAUGCGAAUGCUGUAUUGCAGUGUCUAACAUUCACAAAGCCACUUAUCAUUUACCUUCUUCAUCAAACACAUUCCAGAGCAGGAUGUGCCAAAGAUUGGUGUCUCACCUGUGAGCUUGAGCGGCUCGUAAUGAUGCUGAGACAAAAUGGGGGUCCUCUAUCGCCCGUAAAUAUUCUUAUGUAUAUUAGAAGUCUUAAUGCCCAGAUUGGUGAUGGAAGUCAGGAAGACGCUCAUGAAUUUUUAAGGUUUCUCGUGGCCUCGAUGCAAACAAUAUGUCUCGAGGGUUUUGGUGGGGAAAAGGCUGUUGAUCCCAGGCUGCAGGAUACAACUUUCAUACAACAUACAUUUGGUGGAAGUCUCAGAUCAAAGGUAAAAUGUUUGAGAUGUCAACAUGAAUCUGAGAGGUACGAGAAUAUGAUGGAUCUUACGCUGGAGAUAUUUGGUUGGGUCAAGUCGUUGGAGGAUGCACUAACGCAGUAUACCAGCUCAGAAGAUCUUGAUGGGGACAAUAUGUAUAGAUGUGCAAGGUGUGCUACGUACGUUCACGCUCAGAAGCAACUACACAUAAAAGAGGCUCCAAAUAUCCUCACUAUAGUAUUGAAGAGAUUUCAGGAAGGGAACUAUGGCAAGAUAAAUAAGUGCAUAACUUUUCCUGAAAUGCUGGAUAUGAUUCCAUUCAUGACCGGCACGGAUGACAUUCCCCCACUCUACAUGCUCUAUGCUGUCGUUGUCCACCUGGACACAUCCAACGCAUCGUUCUCUGGUCACUACAUCUCGUACGUGAAAGAUCUGCAGGGUAACUGGUUCAGGGUUGACGACACUGAGGUUCAACCAGUCGAACUGAGUCAUGUCAUGUCUGAAGGAGCAUAUAUUCUGUUCUACAUGAGAUCGAAUCCGCGCCCUGCUAGAAGUGGCAAGUCCAGCCAGCAUCAGGCGGCUUGCAAUGGCCUGUCGAAGGGCCAACCAAACAACCUCGUUGGAAGGGAGGCAAAUGGGGUGCUGAUAAGAGAAAUCAGAAGCAGGGCGUCGAGUCUGAGUAACUACAUGGAGUUCUCGGAUGCUACGUCGAGCGACUGGUCCGUGUUCACGAGCUCCGACGACUCAUCGUUCACAACGGAGAGCACAAGGGACUCGGUAGACCACGGGGACUUGGCGUUCUCAUCCAUCUUCCAGUCGAUGUACCCAGUGGAUUCGCCAUCGAGGAGGACUGUCUCGUGCAGCAAUGCCCUUUCAAGUGUAAGUUAUGGUAGUGGGGAGUGGAAAGGAGGAGUUCCUCAAACUUCUUCUGCUGAUUGUAGGAUAUGGUGAUGAAGAAGGUACCUAGGAUUUUUAAUAAUCUUCUGAAUUUGCUAAAAGUAGCUAGUUUGACAGGAUGGAUGCCUCAUAUUUUUGGUUUCCAAUAUUGGCAUGGGGCAGAGGCUGGAUAUGAUUAAUUAUCAAUUAAUUCUAACCAUGGACAUGCAAAUUAUUUA